Molecule: messenger RNA, 1903 nt
Organism: Salvelinus sp. IW2-2015
Lineage: Eukaryota; Metazoa; Chordata; Actinopteri; Salmoniformes; Salmonidae
Product: G-protein coupled receptor 83-like
Biological process (GO): neuropeptide signaling pathway
Cellular component (GO): plasma membrane
Molecular function (GO): neuropeptide Y receptor activity
Source: RefSeq, a predicted model, not a curated record
AAAGUGCUGCCAACACAUCGUGCGCAURACAUCUUCUCCAUCACAUCUUCUCAAGUGUCUGCGCAGAGAAAGCAAUGUCCCCCUCUCCUCACGCCGCCACUGAUACGCGAGAGGGAGACUGAUGYUUGGACGUCCGGUGCUUAUCUUUAUAACCCUCCCCAGCAGACAUGCGAGUUGCGUGUCUGUGGCUCUCCAUCACCUAUUUGGCCACCAGCCUCGACGGGUUGGGGGCACGGGAAUACAACAACUCAACCAUUUUCGGCGGGGGUCUCUUUGUGGAUGCAGAAGGGCUGCUGAACCUGUCAGACCCGUACACGCCCAACCUGACAAAUGUCUUCUCGCUUGACCUGGACGAGGGCACGCUCGCGGACUGGCGCUCCAUGGCAGUUAAAAAUUGCUACGGUGGAGAGUCCCAUGACCGGACAGUGAAAUCCCUGCUGGUCCUGGCUUACUCGUUCAUCAUUGUCAUCUCGCUGUUCGGAAACACGCUGGUGUGUCACGUGGUGAUCCAGAACAAGCGGAUGCACUCCGCCACGAGCCUGUUCAUCAUUAACCUCGCGGUGGCAGACAUUCUCAUCACGCUGCUCAACAUGCCCUUUACUUUGAUCCGUUUUGUGAAUAGCAGCUGGUGGUUCGGGAAGGGAAUGUGCCACAUCAGCCGGUUCGUCCAGUAUUGCUCCCUGCACGUAUCCACACUCACGCUCACGGCAAUCGCGCUGGACAGACGCCAGGUCAUUCUCCACCCUCUGAGGCCCCGCAUGUCCCCGACUCGCGGCGUUGUGUGUGUGAUUCUCAUCUGGGUCCUGGCCAGCUGCUUCUCCUUGCCUCAUGCCAUCUACCAGAAGCUCCUAACCUUCGUGUACAGUAAGGAGAAGGUGCGCAGCCUUUGUGUCCCCGACUUCCCCGAGCCCUCUGACGUCUACUGGCAGUGCAUUGACCUCCUCACCUUCAUCCUCCUCUACGUCCUACCCCUCCUCAUCAUCACCGCCGCCUACUCAACCGUGGCACGCCGCCUGUGGCGCCGUAACGCUAUCGGGGACACCACCACUGCGCAGUUCGCUGUGCAGCGGCGGAAGCGGCGGCGCACCCUGGCUAUGUUGUUGGUGGUUGUUGGGGUGUUCGCGGUAUGCUGGUUCCCUCUGAACUGCUACGUGGUGCUUCUCUCCAGCCAGGCCAUUCAGUCAUCCAAUGCCUUGUAUUUCUGUUUUCAUUGGCUGGCGAUGAGCUCGACGUGUUACAAUCCCUUCAUCUACUGUUGCCUGAACCCCGCCUUCCGCCAGGAGCUAAGGCUGCUAUUGGGCAUGUGCCGGAGGAGGGGGCGUGGAGGGUUGGGGCCGGUGCUGGUGSCUCCACCCUCCUGCGCACUCUGCCACAGAGCCGCCUGGCCGGAGAGCCGCACCUGUUCUCGACCGAGUCACGCCUCUUCACACCCAGGCCGCGCCUCCUCUCGGCCAAGCCACUCCUCGUCCUUUCACCAGCCUCCUAAAGACAGGCAUGUCCUUUUCUCUGCUAGACAUGCCAAAAAAACAGACAUCCUAUCAGUGGAGCCUAUAGUAGCUGUCAGUUAACUACAACUACCAGAAUGCACUUGGGUUGGGAUUGAGUGAAUGAUUGAGUUUAUUUGACAAUUAAAGACAUGUAAAGUUGCUACAUUUGGUGGUGAGUCCUGUUGAAGGACUACGUUAUCUGCUAAAGACGGUUGGGGCUCUAGAACAGGAAAUGUAUCAUCUUUUAACUUUCAUGACAGCGCCACCUUCGGGAAGAAAGGUCUCACAUGGAUGGGAACAGGGUGUGGUGAGGUCUGGCAACAAAUGCAACACCCAAACYAACAACUACUCUGUUAGCACAUAUUGUAUACACUGAGUGUACAAAACAUUAAGGACAGCUUCCUAAUAUUGAGUUG